AUGAGGGGCGCAGGUGGAUUCUACAAAGGCACGAACACGGAGCAGACGCCCUACUUUGGGGAUAAGGAAAAAAAGUUAAUCGAAAAAAUGACCUGGCCUGAAAUUUACAACCAAAAGAUUGACCUCACUAAGAUCAACUUAGAUGUGGUAGGCAAAUGGAUUCACAAAAGGCUCAUCGAAAUUUUAGGCUUUGAGGAUGAUAUACUGUAUGAGUACUGUGUCUCUCAGUUGAGGCUCGACCAGGAGGGCAUCGACGACGAGAGCGAAAAUUUCCUAAAUUCGAAGAGGCUGAAAAUAAAUCUGACCGGUUUUAUUGGAAACAAAAAAAGUGAAGUCUUCCUCCAAGAACUACUGGAACUUCUCAUUUCGAACGAGCAGAAUGAGAUGCAAAUUGUGGAAUCCGAAAUGGAAGCGAAAAGAAUCGAAAUUGAGCAAGUCAGAAAGGAGAAUGAGCUCCUGCAGAGGAACAUACAAAAUUUGAGGAGUAUAUACACAGAAAAUACAAAUCAGAAAGACCCCACCCCAGUGGAAAAAAAUGCCAAUGGAAAAACGGAUGACCCAAAUGGGAGGCCGCAGGACCCAAAGGGAAGGCCGCAGGACCGGAGCAAACAGAUUGAUGGCGACUCGCCCAAGCGUAGUGACCACAUCCACAACAGGAGGAGGAAGAAACCAACUAGAUGUUCUACUCCCGAAUCGUCUCGGUCCACCAGCGAGUUAGACAAACACUCAAAGUACAAAAGGAGGAAAAAUAAAAUAUAUGUAAAUAGGGAAAAGCAUCACAGUGAUGAAGACACGUCCAAUGGUGGAGACGAGGAGGAGCGGGACGACCCGGACGGAACGGUAAAGCAUAAGCAUCGAAGAGAGUUGGACACGGCGAAUGGUAGAGGCUCUGUGAAAGAGUUUGACGACGACAGUACCCGAAAAUCGUCCAAAGAUUCCAACGCGAAAGAAAUUCACAGCAUAAUGAAAAGGAAAAGCUACAACAGUAUGAAAAAGGGUCUUCGGGCUUGGUCUCCCUCCGAGAGUGAUAAUGG
This is a messenger RNA of Plasmodium cynomolgi strain B, 1034 nucleotides long. Its product is annotated as splicing factor. Gene Ontology annotation, cellular component: spliceosomal complex. The transcript is spliced from 6 exons. The annotation marks the transcript as partial. Lineage: Eukaryota; Apicomplexa; Aconoidasida; Haemosporida; Plasmodiidae. The record is from RefSeq and is a predicted model, not a curated record. Gene Ontology annotation, biological process: mRNA processing; regulation of mRNA splicing, via spliceosome. Gene Ontology annotation, molecular function: RNA binding.